This is a messenger RNA of Populus nigra (black poplar), 3011 nucleotides long. Its product is annotated as histone-lysine N-methyltransferase EZA1-like. Gene Ontology annotation, cellular component: PcG protein complex. Lineage: Eukaryota; Viridiplantae; Streptophyta; Magnoliopsida; Malpighiales; Salicaceae. Gene Ontology annotation, molecular function: histone methyltransferase activity; protein binding. Gene Ontology annotation, biological process: chromatin remodeling. The transcript is spliced from 17 exons. Bases 67 to 2730 code for a protein of 887 amino acids. The record is from RefSeq and is a predicted model, not a curated record.
CCUUUUUUUUUACUUUUUCCACCCUCUCUGCCACUCACUUUCUCGGUGGAGUGUUGCAGAGCAGCGAUGGUGUCAAAAUCAAGCGACUCUGCCUCUAAAUUCAGAGUCAGUUUCCUCACUAUAUUCAUUUCUCUGAUAUCUAAAUCAGAUGGAGAACCAUCAAAUAACGGUAUUGGAAACCUGACAUACAAGAUGAAUCAGCUUAAAAAACAAAUUCAAGCGGAAAGGGUUGUUUCGAUAAAGGAUAAAGUUGAGAGAAACAGAAGGAAACUUGUAGCUGAUGUUUCUCAGCUAAGAUUAGCAACUUCAAGAACGUUUGUGGGGCAGAAUGGAGUUUCUAAAAUGAUUUCUUUGAGGAUCGGAGCUCCUCUUUGCAAGUAUGGUGGAUUCGCUCAAGGAUCGGGUGAUAGAGAUCUUAUCAAUGGUCAUGAAGUAGCAGUCUCAACAAGUACCAAGCUUCCGUUUGUAGAGAAGAUACCUCCGUAUACUACCUGGAUUUUUUUGGACAAGAAUCAGAGGAUGGCUGAAGACCAGUCAGUGGUUGGCAGGAGACGCAUAUACUAUGAUCGACAUGGCAGUGAAGCUCUGAUUUGUAGUGACAGCGAAGAAGACAUAGAACCAGAGGAAGAGAAACAUGAAUUUUCUGAGGGCGAAGAUCGCUUUUUAUGGAUGGUCUUUCAGGAACUUGGACUAGCUGAGGAGGUGCUGAAUAUUGUUAGCCAGUUUAUUGGAGUUGGCACUUCAGAAAUCCAGGAGCGUUGUAGGAUGCUCGCCGAAAAAUAUAGCAAUGACCAAAAUGUCAAAGAUUCUAUUGAUUCAGUAUCUGAGAGGGGCAUAUCUCUGGAAAAGACUCUUAGUGCUGCAUUAGAUUCUUUUGAUAACCUAUUCUGUCGCCGUUGCUUGCUAUUUGACUGCCGCCUCCAUGGCUGUUCCCAAACUUUGAUCAAUCCUAGUGAAAAGCAGUCAUGCUGGUCUGAAUAUGAAGAUGACAGGAAACCUUGCAGUGAUCAAUGUAGCCUUCAGCUAAGAGUUCUCAAAGACUUGCCUGAAGGUUCUGUUAAUAGUCCCUUGCAUAGGACAGAAACUGCAACUUCAGCAGAGGAAAAAAAGACUGCGGCAGCUUCAGAUGCUGAAGAGCCAAGCAGUGUAGACCUCAUGAUAGAUGAAAGACAUAUUUCAGAGAAAGAAAUAAAUGUUAUUUCAGAAGCUGUUGGUAACUUGGAACCUGCUUCUGGAGCUCUGAAUUUGGAUAUUUCUGCUAUGGUGAUUCAUAACCAAGAAUACAUGCGAAAGCGCAAAGUGUCACAAUGUACAGAUAUAGCAUCAGAUGACUCGUCAAAGUUUCCUGAAGAUACACAGGAUUUUAGUAAGAAACAGAAAAGAUUAUUGCAUUUGGAUGUCGCUGCUGAAGAUAUAUCAAGUCCUGAUUGUGGGUCAACUGCUAAAAAAGCAACUGAUCAAAUUGAAUUUCAGAUGACCACAAAAAAGACUACCGAUGUUUCCUUUGAAAUUGCUUCUUCUGGCACUGAGGAGAACAUUGGGGAUGGAUCAAAGGAUGUCUUUGAAGUGCCCGAACCAAAACGGUCAUCCUCGUUAGAAAGACAAGUGGAAGGGGUUUUAAAAAAGUCUGAGUGGAAGCCUAUUGAAAAAGAACUUUAUCUGAAGGGAGUGGAGAUAUUCGGGAAAAACAGUUGUCUUAUUGCAAGGAACUUACUUUCAGGCUUAAAGACUUGUAUAGAGGUGUCCAGUUACAUGUGUGAAAGUGGAGCUAUGAUGCCUCAUAGAUCUGUUGCACCAAGAUCAUUUCUAGAAGACAGUGGGAAGAUUGAUAUAGAUUAUGCGGAGCAAGAUAUGCCAACAAGAUCACGUUUACUACGUAGGAGGGGAAGAGCACGGAAACUUAAAUAUUCUUGGAAGUCUGCUGGUCAUCCAUCAUUUUGGAAAAGAAUUGCUGAUUGCAAAAAUCAGUCCUGUAAGCAGUAUACACCUUGUGGAUGCCAAUCAAUGUGUGGAAAACAGUGCCCUUGUCUGCAUAAUGGAACUUGCUGUGAGAAAUAUUGCGGGUGCUCAAAAAGUUGCAAAAAUCGCUUCAGAGGAUGCCACUGUGCAAAGAGCCAAUGCAGAAGUCGACAAUGCCCAUGUUUCGCUGCUGGACGCGAAUGUGACCCGGAUAUUUGUAGGAAUUGUUGGGUUAGCUGUGGAGAUGGUUCAUUAGGAGAGCCUCCGAAACGAGGAGAUGGCCAAUGUGGAAACAUGAGGCUUCUUCUAAGGCAGCAGCAGAGGAUCCUCUUGGCAAAAUCUGAUGUUGCUGGAUGGGGAGCCUUUUUAAAGAACCCCGUCAACAAAAAUGAUUAUCUUGGAGAAUAUACUGGUGAAUUGAUCUCUCAUCGAGAAGCAGAUAAGCGUGGGAAGAUUUACGACCGUGCCAAUUCAUCAUUCCUUUUUGACUUGAAUGAUCAGUUUGUCCUUGAUGCUUACCGGAAGGGGGAUAAGCUGAAAUUUGCGAACCAUUCAUCAAAUCCUAAUUGCUAUGCAAAGGUAAUGUUGGUAGUAGGAGACCAUCGAGUAGGCAUCUUUGCAAACGAGCAAAUAGAAGCUAGCGAGGAGCUAUUCUAUGAUUAUCGUUAUGGGCCAGACCAGACACCUGCAUGGGCUCGAAAACCCGAAGGUUCCAAAAGAGAUGAUUCCACAGUUUCCCAAGGUAGAGCAAAGAAACACCAAUCUCACUGAUUGAUUAUUGGCAUGGCUUGAUGUUAUGGAGCAUGUUUCUGUAAUUGUAGGGUGUAUUUUACCAGUCACUUGUCAUAAUGAACAUAAGCGUAUACUGAGCUAUGCCUGGCAUAUAUUUACUUGUACAUAUGCACGCGCGUGCUUCCUGUGAAUUUGACUUUUUCAAUAAGACAGGCUAGCAAAGGUCAAACAUUAUUAUAGAUAUUGAGAUUGAAACUGAUCUUUCAGUUUCCUGUAGAAGGCAACAAUAGAGGAUGAAAUAUGCUGUUUUCCAUUUAUAA